Fonsecaea pedrosoi CBS 271.37 is the source of this 846-nucleotide messenger RNA. Its product is annotated as trihydroxynaphthalene reductase. Bases 1 to 846 code for a protein of 281 amino acids. Gene Ontology annotation, molecular function: oxidoreductase activity. The record is from RefSeq and is a predicted model, not a curated record. The transcript is spliced from 2 exons. Lineage: Eukaryota; Fungi; Ascomycota; Eurotiomycetes; Chaetothyriales; Herpotrichiellaceae.
AUGUCUAAACGAAACUCGACCAGACUUGCCAAUGGCGCUGCGUCCGCUGCCGACCAGCCUGUCCCUAGCUACCUCCUCACUGGCAAAGUUGCUCUUGUAACUGGAUCAGGGCGAGGAAUGGGUCGUGAGACUGCUCUCGAACUUGCCCGUCGUGGCGCCGACGUUGUCGUCAAUUACGCCAACUCCUCCAAGGCCGCCGACGAGCUGGUCGAUGAGAUCAAGGCUCUCGGCCGCGACGCCAUCGCCGUCAAAGCCAACGUAUCCGAUGUCUCACAGAUUGUCGACAUGUUCGAGCAGGCCAAGAAGCACUUUGGCAAGCUGGACAUCGUGGUCUCGAACUCGGGUGUGGUUUCCUUCGGCCACUUGAAGGACGUUACCCCAGAAGAAUUCGACCGUGUCUUCAACAUUAACACCCGAGGCCAAUUCUUCGUGGCCCGGGAAGCCUACAAGAACCUCGAGGUCGGUGGCCGCAUCAUCCUGAUGGGUUCCAUCACGGGCCAGGCCAAGGGUGUCCCCAAGCACGCCGUUUACUCGGGCUCAAAGGGUGCCAUUGAGACCUUUGUCCGCUGCAUGGCUAUCGACUGCGGUGACAAGAAGAUCACCGUCAACGCCGUUGCCCCCGGUGGUAUCAAGACCGAUAUGUACCACGCCGUCUGCAGAGAGUACAUUCCCAACGGCAUGAACCUGUCGGAUGACCAGGUCGACGAGUACGCUGCCACAUGGUCGCCCAUGAACCGUGUCGGCCAGCCCAUUGAUGUUGCCCGUGUCACCUGCUUCCUUGCCUCCCAAGACGGCGAGUGGGUGAACGGCAAGGUCAUCGGCAUUGACGGUGCCGCCUGCAUGUAA